AAGUAGAUGAAACUUCAAGGGGCCUAAAAAAAUUAACCGACGCCGAUAUCGGCCAUUGCUGGUGAAGCCGCUACAGUUACAAACACCUCCACGGCCUCGCACACCAGUCCAUCAAUGGCCGCCGCUCUCUACUCCUUAGCUCUGCUUCGGAGCUGUGGAGCUGGCGGCGUCAGGGCAUUUGCGAUUCCCAGGAGCUCCUCACGAGCUCUCGCUUCCGUCAAGUUCGUUCCUCCGCUUCGGUUUCAGCCCCGUCGCAGAUCUUUUUGCGUCAAAGCGACAAGCAGCGAAGAAGAUGCUGCCAAAGCAGCUGCUGCGGUUGCUGACACAGGAGCUCCGACCAUAUUCGACAAGAUCAUAGCUAAGGAGAUUCCGUCAACCAUUGUGUAUGAGGAUGAAAAAGUCCUAGCUUUUCGAGACGUUAGUCCUCAGGCUCCGGUUCAUGUUCUUGUUAUUCCAAAACUCAGAGAUGGCCUUACGCAACUCGGAAAGGCUGAAGAAAAGCAUUCUGAGAUACUGGGUCAUCUUCUCUAUGCUGCCAAAGUGGUGGCUGAAAAAGAAGGCAUUCUCGAUGGAUUUCGUGUUGUCAUCAACAGCGGACCAAGUGCCUGUCAAUCUGUUUAUCAUCUUCACUUACAUGUCCUGGGUGGUAGACAAAUGAAGUGGCCUCCUGGUUGAAGUUGAACUACGCCCUAUAUAUCAUCACCAUUUUGUGACCUAUUGAGAUGUAUUCUCACGAUGAUUCUGUUCUUUUUUGGCUCACUCAUCAUGUAACUAUGCUUUCGAGGUUUUCCUUUGAUCAAAAAAAUUGUUGCUGGAUCCGUAUCUUAAUGUUGUCAUGUUUAUGUCCAUCUGAGCAACAUGUGGCUUAUUGAUGCUAUGAAAGGAUGGACAGUAUUACAAUCUCCUCGUUUUUGUG
Messenger RNA from Syzygium oleosum, 916 nucleotides. Its product is annotated as 14 kDa zinc-binding protein. The record is from RefSeq and is a predicted model, not a curated record. Gene Ontology annotation, biological process: purine ribonucleotide metabolic process; sulfur compound metabolic process. NCBI's taxonomy places the organism in Eukaryota, Viridiplantae, Streptophyta, Magnoliopsida, Myrtales, Myrtaceae. The transcript has 6 exons. Bases 115 to 675 code for a protein of 186 amino acids. Gene Ontology annotation, molecular function: adenylylsulfatase activity. Gene Ontology annotation, cellular component: cytoplasm.